ACAUUGAUCGAGAUUCCUGUCGUUUUAAGACCCAAGGCAAAUCACACCGAGAGAAUUGAAAACAGGGCAAUUCACAGUGAGAGACGGAGCAUUGCGGUAGCCUUCUCUGCUAGAAAUUCAAAGGGGAAUACCUCAUUUUGUGUCAAACUGUUAGUGGCUUGAUCAUCAGUAUAAAAAGGGAGAAUAAAAACAAUGGCACAAGCCGAAAGGGAAACACGGCAAGAUGAUCUGGGUGCUGUAUGCGAGAGUUGCAGCGAUGACGAAAAGGCCAUUGGAUAUUCCAGGAACAACACUGCAGAAAAAGUUAGUUACAGUUCGUGUACGAGCGAAGACGAUGGUUUGUGUUUGGGAGAGAAUAUAGCGAAGGAUGCAACUGCCAAAAGCGAAAACUGCAGUUUAAGCAAGGCUAACGAUGAGGUUUAUUGUAAAUCUUCAGAAAUUUCUUUGCCCACAACAUCAUGUAUCACAAACAAAAAUAUCAACCAUGUCACAAAAUUCACUGUGGAGAACUUUCUAAAUAGCGCUUUGAAUGAUGGAUCGAAAACCCCGCGAAGUGAACCGAAUUCGGUAAAUUCGUUUUAUUAUGGUGUUGUGCAUGAAUUGGAAGAGAAUAACAAUUUCACCAAAGAAGACAAAUGUGAUGAAAUUUGUCACAGUUUUCGCUCUGUUCGAAAUAGAUGUGAUGACGUAAAUGAUAUUUUAGCACGUCCGGAAAAUUGUAGUCCAGUGCAAAAUGGAAAUGGCAAAGUUGUUUUCCCUUUUGAAAUUCCAAACACAGACUCGCCACAAGAAAUUUCGGAUAGAUCUGCUAGUCGUGGCCCGGGUUUGUUGACUGCUGAAACUUUUCGAGACAAAGAAAACCGGUUUCCGGAAGAAAACGGAAGAGGUCGAGAUGACCUCAAUUCAGAGAAAGGAAACCAACACAGGGAGAUCAGGAGAACUUGCUUCGGAAGUUUAGAGGGGCAUGAUACAAGCAAAGCUGAAAAAGAGGUCGUUUCAUUGCCAAGUUUGUCUGAAUUGGUCAAUUUUUCAAAAAAUGCAGCAAUUUUUCAAGAGCAGCCUAAAACUGAACUUGCUAUGCAGUCUUUGUUUCAACGCUUUGGUUUGGAGAAUGAGAACGAUAAUAACAAUAUUAGCAGCAAAAACCCUCAUGAUAAUGCACAGUUUGACGGGAAUGGUGAGCAACUGCAGCAAACUAGUGCCUCAGAGAGUACAGCAUCCAAUCCAAGUAAAUUUGUUGAUGUAUCAAAAGGAACUGCUCCUGAGCAGGUAACUGUAAAAACAAGGGCUCUUUACCAAAGUGCAGCUAACAACCCCGCCCCUCAUAUUUUAACACAACAUGGUUUGAUUCCAGCGAAUUUACAACGCGUUGCACCAUACAGUCCUCUUCUCCCGUUCUUGCAGCACAUUCCAACAGCAUUGGACUCGGUUGGUCGACCACUGCAGUCCAUAUCACUUCAGUCAGCAGCACAUUUACAAGCAACAUCACAACUACAACAACCCCAGCUUCAAUAUCUGCAAAGUUUCCCUUAUGUUUACAGUCCAGUGAAUAUUCCACAAAAUUGUUUCAGUUUUCCACCUGGCACCAUACAAUAUUCCAAUGGUCAGUAUUUGAUUCCAGUUCACCCAAACUUCCUUGCCCAACACUCGCAGAUUUUAGCGUCUCAACAGCAAGCUAUAGCCGUUAACGGCAAUGGUGAUCAAGUUGAGAAUAAAGAGCUGCCUGAAACAAGUAAGAUGCAAGUUGCUGAAGGUCCUGAAGUUGAUUUAUCAAAGGUUUUGAAGCCUGAUUACAAGAAAGAAAAUGGCUGUGGAACAACUGAUCAGCAAACGGAGGAGAGAAUGUCACAACAAGAAAAUCUCGAUAUUGGUGAAGAACUAACGGACGAAUCAAAAGAUACUAAUGAGAGCUUUGUGCCUGUACCCAGCCAAGACGAAGAAAUGGAAAGUGAAGAGCAGGAAUCAAAUACGACAUCGGUUGAGUCCAAUGUCAUCAGAUGGGUCAAUGAAGACGGAAAAGAGGCGUCAGACAUGAUGAAAAACACAAUUCCUGUUGUAUCUCCCAAUAGCAGCGAAGCCCAGCAGCAUAUUGCCUGGCUUGAUCAAGUGAUAAAGCAAGGAGCAAUCGCAGGUUACAUUCAGCCAAAUAUACAAUUGGCUUCUCCUACCUGGGUUGAAAAACAUGGCCCUCAAGCCGUUGUUAUUGGCCAGGGUGUCGAGAAGGAAAGGCAAAGGGGCAUAACUUGGGUUGUGCAGCCUCAACUUAAUACAUCUGUCGUUGGUGCAGCAACCCCUGGUAAUCCUACAGUCAAUCCGACGAGGCCAGCUAGCAGAGAAGACAUCAUGUCGAACCCAGUGCUCGCAGCCUAUGCCCGUCCAGAACAGUACAUGCGCCAAGAGCCACUAAUUUGUCGCUGGACCUCAAAAGCUGACGUCUUAAAGGAGGGUGGCAAACAAACGAUAGUCAACAUCUGCGCUCGACAGUUUCAGUCUGUAGAUCAAAUUGUUUACCAUAUUGCAGAGGAUCAUCUGAGCAACAGCGGCCCCAGCACAACGGAACUGCAUUAUUGCCAUUGGAAAGACUGCUCGCGGAAUAAUGUGCCAUUCAAAGCCAAGUAUAAGCUUGUUAAUCAUAUUCGGGUGCACACUGGUGAAAAGCCGUUUCACUGCUCAUUUGCUGGUUGCGGUAAGCGGUUCGCGAGGUCAGAGAACCUUAAGAUUCACAAAAGAACACACACAGGUGAAAAGCCGUUCAUGUGCCAAGUGGAAGGCUGUACUCGAAGGUUUGCGAACUCAAGCGACCGUAAGAAGCACAUGCACGUCCAUCUGUGUGACAAGCCAUAUACAUGUUUAAUUCAUGGCUGCGGAAAGACUUAUUCUCAUCCAAGUUCUUUGCGUAAGCAUGUUCGAAACCAUGAUGGUAGCGAACUUAUUCUUGUUGAUUCUAAACAUCUGCAGAUUAAGACAGCACAGAUUUUACAGUGUACAAAAGACGAUACAGAAAUGACCAGCGGGGCAGAUUAAAAUCAAGUGAUUAUUUUCAAAUGUUUUUCAACAUUGAAGUUGAUUUCUUCAUGUCUGUUUUGAAGCGAUUAAUAUACUCACACAAUAAUGGACUGGAAGGAGCAAACACGGAGGAAAAUGCGGCAUUCUGUAGUAGACACGUUUGUAAAUGAAGUUCUAUUGGCCUUUAGAAUAAGAAAAGGUAAGGGGAUCUGUCAUCAACCCGAUAAAACCCCUGAGUUUUGUUUAUCUUUGGGAGUAUUUGGGAGUAACAAAAUAAUAAAAAACAUUUUAGCAAAGUUCUUAAAUGUAUUAAGAAUGAUAUACUUCAAGAAAUUAAAUAUGAAACGAUAGAAAGGCAAUUAUUAAUCUAUUUGCAUUGUAAAUAAUCUUUUAAAUAAAUUUGAUAUAAAUUUAGCUUCACGAGGGGGACUUGACAUUUAUUAUGACGUCAUUUAUAAAGGUUUAGCUUUUUAUAAGUUUUUUAGGCCGUGUAUAUAGAGCAGCGAAAUGUUCACAAGCAUUUUGCAGAGGCUCGAGAUAACUAUUUUUAAUACUUUAUAAUAAAUACCUUUCUAGAGGAUUGGCUUCUAACCUAACUAUCUUAAAUGCUUUUAACAAUAAAAAAUAUUCAUCGCUGAAGUAUGAUUAGUUAAAUUAAGAACGAGCUACUUCAUAUACUGAAGUCAAAAUCGAGCGAAUUAUACGAGUUUCUCUAAUGAGUUCGUAAAUUUCAAAGUAUGUUGAAUGAUGCAGAUAUGGCUUUUAUCAAGGAGUCCGUGAAAUACACUACAUACCUGACUUUGCGACAACAGCCAAAAAUUCUGCGUUAACUUCUCUGUGUACUUGUUUUUCAAAUCAAAACUUAUGAUUUCUAUAAAGAAAAUUACUCUUGAAAAAUCCACUUUCUCGAAGUAGGGGUUACCCCUGACAGCUGUGAGCUUUCCAAGCCCCCUUUAACGGCUUUGGAAUAUUCCAUUCGUAGAUUUUCUUUAGGUUUUAUGAGGCGAUGCAAACAAACCCCAAGAUAGGAAAAGAAGGGUUAUAUUUUUCUCUUCGUAGAGAAUUUUGUAAGUGAAGAGGAGGCUGUGUAGGUUUGUUUUGACUUUCAGUCUGCUUAGCUUAAUUUUAUAUUUGUGAGACUCGUAAAGUGAUUAUUUUUUAUCUUGUAGUUAGGGCUUCCGAAAACAAUUGUAGAUUCUAUGAUUUUAAUGUUAAAAGAGAGACGAUAUGAAUUGUUAUUAUAAAUAGAAUUAUACCA
Rhopilema esculentum is the source of this 4264-nucleotide messenger RNA. RefSeq lists its product as uncharacterized. Lineage: Eukaryota; Metazoa; Cnidaria; Scyphozoa; Rhizostomeae; Rhizostomatidae. The record is from RefSeq and is a predicted model, not a curated record. Gene Ontology annotation, cellular component: nucleus. Gene Ontology annotation, molecular function: RNA polymerase II cis-regulatory region sequence-specific DNA binding; DNA-binding transcription factor activity, RNA polymerase II-specific. Gene Ontology annotation, biological process: regulation of transcription by RNA polymerase II.